This is a messenger RNA of Antechinus flavipes (yellow-footed antechinus), 3816 nucleotides long. RefSeq names its product testis development related protein (gene TDRP). The coding region runs from base 362 to 1045 and encodes 227 amino acids. Gene Ontology annotation, biological process: spermatogenesis. Gene Ontology annotation, cellular component: nucleus; cytosol. The transcript has 6 exons. Lineage: Eukaryota; Metazoa; Chordata; Mammalia; Dasyuromorphia; Dasyuridae. The record is from RefSeq and is a predicted model, not a curated record.
CUAGGCCAGGGCACCGGUUGCCAUGGUAACCGUAAAGCCUAUCUCUCCUUGGGAAGCGGCUCCUCUCCUCCCUGCCCCCUCCCUGCUCCCUCCUUCCUCCCCUCCCCCCGGCACCCGGCGCGCUGCAGCUUGCUUGAAACUAACAUGGCCGAGCCCCCCGGCCGGCGGCAGCGGCUCCCGUGGCUCCGGCUUCUGCUUCAGCUCUGGGCUUUGGCCGGGGGUGGGGGUCCCUCACUGAAAUCAUAAAAAAAUAUAUAUACAUAUAUAUUUAGGUCUUCAACCAGUCACGUCGACCGAAAUCCAGCAAGUUUUUUAAAAAAAGGAGGGGUGGGGAAGAGAACGCCCCCAACCCUACUGUAGCAUGUGGAAACUGAACAAGAGCAAAGUGCUUCUGGAUGAUUCCCCCGAGGAAGAGGAGAGCCGGGGAGAAGGGAAAGCGCUGCCGCCGCCUGCGGCCGCCUCGGCCGCCGCCUCUUCGCAGAUGAGGAAACUGAGGCAAACAGGGUUAGAUGAUUUGCCCAAGGUCACACAACUAAACAAGGAACAGUUACUUCAAGAUGAAAUUACCUCCUCAGUGUCUCAACUUGCCACAAAGGUUCAGGGAGCCAGUUUCCGAGGUUGGAAAGAAGUGACCUCAAUGUUUAAUAAAGAUGAUGAACAGCAACUACUAGAAAAAUGCAAAUCUCCAAAGUUUAAAGGAACUAACUUAAGAAUAAAAGAAGAUAUGAAGACUGAAAAGAAAUCUGGAUUUUGGGACAGUUUGGUGUUAAAACAGAAUAUGCAAUCCAAGAAACCAGAUGAGAUCGAGGGAUGGGAGCCACCUCAGAUUACUCUUGAAGAUACGGCCACUGAUUUAGGUGACUCUUCUAGAGACCAUCUCUCCUGGCCAGGUUGGGAAGAUGAGACUAAAGGUUCCACAAAAUACACCAACCUGACUAGCUCAGGAAACAGUUCCAGAUGGAGUAUCAAAUCAGCUGGAAAAUUGGUCAGCAUUAGACGGCAAAGCAAAGGUAAUCUUACUGAUAACUGGGAAGAAUUAGAAUGAUAGGAAUUUGAAAUACUUUAUAAAUGAAAAUGUACCUUGAUGUUUAUGUAUAGUCAAACCAAAAUUUGCUCAAUAUUGCACCUGUAUGCUUAAUUUUGUUCUGAUUCUUAUAAAUAUUUUCUCUAUUAUUUUUAAUUAGUAUAUCAACAGAUGAUUCAUCUGCUUUCUUCAUUUAAAAAGAAUAGAAAACCUCUUUUGUGCCUAUUUUUCACAUUUGGAUUUUUCCAGUAUGUCAGAUUGUUGAAAUAACCAAAAAUACUGUAUUUCCUUUGUGAAUGUAUACACUGGUUUUGAAGUUGACUGCCUUAUCUAGAAACUUCUAGGCUCUUGGAAUCUCAAGACUUCUGAAGCUACAGAUGUUAAUUUUGAAUGAACUUCCUCUAAAAAGCCAGUGUUGAUUUGUAAUUUGCCACAAAACUUUUUUCAUGCCAGAUUUUAUUAUCUGAGAAUCUUCUUUCCUUGUUUUUUAAUUAGUCAUUCUGUUUCUGUUCGUAUGUUGUAUGUAAUAUGAGACUGUAGCAGUUGUACAAUUCUCUUCCAUUGUUAGAAAUGUGCAGUCGAUAAGUCUUCCAGAGGUUAGGCUAAAAUUUAUUUAAUUUAGCAAAAAAUUAAAACUUUACCUUUAAAAAAACUUGAUUAAACAGUUAAAUCAGAAAGUUAAGUUAUAAUUGAGUAUCAGAAAUAUCAAAAAAAAAAAUAUAUUCUUGUAGUGCCUGUGGAGAAAUAGUUUCUAGUUUGCACAUAAAUUGUAAUGAUUUUGGCUUUGUUUUGAUUUUAUUUUUCCUUAGUUCUCCUUUUUGACUUUUAAAUAUUGAUCUUUAUUUUUAAAUUAUUUAUUCUAAAAAGUCACUGUGUUUUUGUGUUGUCAAGGUAACUAAGGAAUGAAAAAGAAUGUGUGCUUACUACAUGUCUUGGUACUUUUAAUUUUAGUUUGGAAAUUAAAUUGAUAUACUUCUGUGCAUUACAGAUUUCAAACUGUAUAUAAAAACUGAAAGUGCCUCUUUUUCUAUCAUAACCACAGAUCUGGGUUUAAUUCUCAAAAUGAUAUUCUUAAUGUAAAGGGUGUUAGUUACAUCUUGUCUUGUAAAAAAAAAGCCUAUUUUUAGCAGAAAAAUAAUUUAUGGCUGAUCCAUUAUUAUCACUAUGAAGUUAUUUCUUGAAGUAAAAAAAAAAGUUUUAAAUCUCUAAACUUUAUUGUUGUCUUUAACUAUGUGCUUGCUCAUGUCAGGCGUCUUUAGCAAUAUGCCACUUCACCAGGGAUUCUUAGAUAUCGCUUUUAUCUGAAUUACCAACUUGUUUGAGAAGAAAAAAAGUCAUAGCUUUUAUUGGUAAAGAAUAGUUUUCCUUGGCUUUUUUUCAGGAGGACGUUAUAUGCUUUAAAAUAUUCAGUUUAUCAACAUUAUUGUACUGUAUCCCGUAAACCACACAAUGCAAAUAUAGUUCUGUUCAGCUCAGUUUAAGUGGAUUUUUUCCAACUAACAUCUCCAUGGAAUAUUCAAACAUGUCUGGUAGUAAAAUUCUUAAAUAUGUAAAGAAUUCCAAAAAAAUACUGAAUUUUAGGAAAAAUAAGAUUUUUGAUAAGAAUAUUUAGAAAGAUGCUGUUUUGAAAAUGGACAUGAAAUAAUUUUAAUUAGGUUUUUUGUUCGUAGUGUAAUAGAAAGCUUUUUUUAAUGUUAUGCUACUUUGCCUUGUUAAGAAAGAAAAUAAUUUGCCUCAGGUAAAUAAGUUGAUAUUUGUGUUUUUGUUUCCAGCAUCUUUACAGCAGUGUUUGCUAAAAUCACAUAAGGAUGUAUUCCAUAAUUCAUAUAUCUAUUUCAUAGUUUAUUUUAAAAAGUUUAAGAUCAGGAAAGCAGUGUUUUGACAUGUUUUCAGCUAAUACUGACACAAGAUAGUAGAAACAAUUCAAUUGAAGACCGUAUAACAAUCCUUUAGCUGGGGAGAGAGGUCAGGAAAUGCCAUUACUUUUUUCUUCUUAUUGGGAGUUCUGUUAUACCGUGACCAGUAAGGAUCUUUAUGCCUUGCAUAGUUUAUUGUCAAGUGCCUGUAUUUCACCUUUUAAUAUAUUCAUGAUGCACAGCUGGAGAAAAAGCCCUGUAUAUACAAAUUACAAAAAAUUUCCCAUAAUCUGAAUUAUUCUAAAGUUAAAACUUUAUUUGGAUCAGAAUUUGCUGUAUAACUUAUCUGAAUUUUUCCUUCCUACAGAUGACACAUAUAAAAGUAAAAUAUUAAUGUUUUCUAUCAUAAUUGUGUCUGACUUUAUGGUAAAAUAAAUAUGUUGUGAUUUUAAUAUAAUUAUUUAUUAUAUUUUAUAGCAUAAUUUCUUUUGAAGAAAAUUUCACUAAAGUGAAUUUAUCUUUCUUUCUUUUUUUUUUUUCCAAAGGCAUUUCAUUAAAUCUCUUAAUCAGAAAAUAUUGAGGCCUUAGUUUAUGAUUUAAAUGUUUAUAUAUCCUGAAUAUGAUCAGGAAUACUGUAUGCAUGUAACAAGAAUAGUAUUUAACUCCUUAAGGUUUCGUUUGAUUUUGAUGAGAAAUUGGUUAUACUUCACAAAAGGUAGAUUAAGAAUGAAUUUUAAGGUUAUAUAAGAAAUAAAAUUUUACUUAAAUCUUUCCCCCCUGUUGCCAAUUUGCAUGAUUAUUGGCUUUUACUUAAGUUAUUGUGUCGGAUGACUGUAAUUUGUCACAUAGUGACUUGACUUUUUUUUUAACCUCAUUUUCAAAUGCUAAUAAUACUUGUAGAAUUUUCACAUAAAUAAAGACAUAAUUUAAACUGGA